AUGAGAAAACUAGAAGUUACGCUUCUUCUCGCGAUAUUAUCCAGUGUUUUUGUCGCAGUAUGUGGUUUUGUUAGCAAAAGUUAUGAUUUGGAGACCACUAUUAUGGUGAACGAUCUGAUACGGCGUGACAAAGAAGCCGCUUACAAAAUCCGAGCGAAACUGACCAUCGAACCUGUUUGGCAAGGAUCGGGAGAUGAGCACUUAAUACAGUUUAAACUAGAAUCGCCACAACUGCUGUCUCGUGGUAAGCAAGUGAAUGCCGACUUCUUGCCCCAUGCAUCCAUUUGGGACUCAAAUCCUGUGUCAAUAUUCUAUGCUCACUGGAAGGAGGGUCUCAUAAGUCAAUGUUACCUGGACCUCAACGAGUUACCUGAUGUUGUCAAUUACAAACGGUCCAUCAUUAGCUUAUUUCAACUUCAGAUGAUGGAUGGUGAAAGCGUUGAAACAGAUGUAUCAGGAACUUGCAAUGUGACUUAUGAAACUCUUUCUGAAAAUAUACUUAGGAAGAUAAAAUCAAAUUGUGAUGGCGAAUGGGGUGAGACAAGACGAGUGACACGCUAUGAAUUUGAAACAACAAAUGGACCAAAGUAUCUUGCGCGUGUGUUUUCUGAGGAGGUGCACGAGGCAAGCCUGGCUGGUAAAAGCGGGCUUAAAGCGCGCGCUUGGCUACGGCUUGAGCAUGUUACCACCAAGGUCGCCAAAGAACAUGCUAUUCCUCAUCAUAAAGUCCUUGAGGAGGCCCUUAGUGAACUAACUGGCCAUUUGGAGGCUGCACCUUUGUAUGCACCGGUGACUGAAACAUACUGGAGUACCAGCCAAGUAAAGGGCGAGAAUGUCGACUUGGAGGCGUUGAUGAAAGACGGCGAGGCAGUAUGGGGAAGUGGCGACGUAGGCGCAGGUGGCCAAGUGGGUGAAGCACGAGCCGCACUAAAUAUACUAGACAAAUUAUGCGUCGCUUCACCCUCCCGCCUUGGAAAACUUCUACGCAAACUUGACUCCGAGCGUUUGUCCCCUCUUGUUGCUGCUCUAGCUUUAUGUGCUGCUCCGCGACCGCACAGCGCAGUUACCGAUCUGCUGCUUUUGCACAGUGAGCCACCACACGCUUCCCACCCGCUGCAUAACUUGGCGCUCGACUAUUUAGCAGCACUUGCGCUGGCGCAACAGCCACAUGAGAGCGUAGUCGAAGACGUGUUGAAGCUAGCCACAUGGCCCACUCAACAGACGGAAGACGAGAACAGUGCUCUAGUGGAGAGCGCACUAGCUUGUGUCGCGGCGUGCGCGCGUCGUCUACGAGAGAACGGGCAAGAUCUGGUCUUUAUCAAUUUACAACUAAAACUAGAGAAGGCACUACCGCAAUGCAAGACUGAACGCUGUAGAGUGGCGCAUCUACGUGCGUUGGCGAAUCUGGUAGCGCCCACAACGAUAACCACGCUGCUGUCCUGGGCUGAACGUGGUUCCAGCACUGAAGCUCUUACUGCUCUAGAUGCUCUGGAGAGCAUGCCGGGUUCAGCUCUGCUGCAUCCGUCGUUGCUGAACCGACUGGAAUGUAUAGUGGCUUCAGGUCGACCGCUACCGGUUCGUGCGGCUUCCCUCGACCUUUUGCUUCGUCGCACUGCCGACGCGCCUUUCGGUCUUCUUCGUCUUUUGCACACUUUAUUGGACCAGGGUGACCCCGAAUUAUUACGUGUGGUCUGGCAACGAAUGGAAAGUCUACAAAACCACGAGUCUGUGCGUACUCUGAUUGCUACCCUCCCCCCCACUCUACGAAUGCGCGCCCUCUUCUCCCCUGGCACAUCGAAUGUUCUGACACGGAAACUGGGUGGAUUGCCUAACGCACCUGCCUCUGCGCAUAUCGACUCGGUACAAGUUGCGCAGGGCGGUGCAUUGAGGCGUGGUCUUGUAAGGCUCUAUACUCAAGUGGCGGAUGAUAUCGACGAUACACUGACGGUGGAGGUAACAGCGAGCGGGCUAGCAUCGCUAGCUGGCGGAAAUACCGAAGAGGGGGAGGAGGAGGAAGUGGGAGCAUCUUUGGCGCUCAGCGUGGCGUCUGUGCGCCUACCCCCUGUCCAUUUAUUCCGUGGACAGACGGAGUUAUUGGCCCGCGUUUGGGCAGGCACGGCCAGCGAACCGACGCGAGUCGUGCGCGCGUUACGCCCUCUGCCGGCCGUUAUUCGAACGUUGCGGUUGCUCGACGGUUCUGCACUCUACGCGCGCAAUGCUGCUUUGCUAUCGAUAGCUCUGGACGCACAUGCUCAGGUAUCGCUCUGGUCGCGAAGCGCUCGCGCCGGUCUCGAAGCUCGCUGCGGUUUAGCUGCACGCGGCGAAAUGGUCAUUUCCUCCGCAUGGGGUUCGCUGAGCGGUUCAGCUGAUCUAUCACUAGAACCGCGCUUGCGCAUCGCUGCAGACCUGGACUUUUACAACGGUGUAUCCUUAUGUGUCAGAGUAAGGAUGCCAGAACACGAGCACGCGCAGCAGGUAGCACUCAAUACGUCGUUAGGCUCUCCCCCCAUUCUGUGCGUCGCAGACGAGAAGCAACAUGGCGCGCGCCCCCCAACACGUUCUCGCUUGGCACACAGAACGAUAUGGCGUGUCGUACUCUCGUUGCGCCGGAAGACUGAGUCCCGGAGUAUACAGCGCCACCAAAGUCCCACAACCAAAUAG
Leptosia nina is the source of this 2661-nucleotide messenger RNA. The record is from the annotation of a GenBank genome assembly. Lineage: Eukaryota; Metazoa; Arthropoda; Insecta; Lepidoptera; Pieridae.